Molecule: messenger RNA, 711 nt
Organism: Colletotrichum lupini
Lineage: Eukaryota; Fungi; Ascomycota; Sordariomycetes; Glomerellales; Glomerellaceae
Exons: 3
Coding region: 1-711 (236 amino acids)
Biological process (GO): transmembrane transport
Cellular component (GO): membrane
Molecular function (GO): transmembrane transporter activity
Source: RefSeq, a predicted model, not a curated record
AUGACCUCAAAAUCGGUUUCUGAGAAGCAAAGCAUGCCGACAGGCACAGGAGGGGAGGAUCAAACACAGACCGGAUAUGCUCAAGAGGUUAAGGUGGGCAUUUCUUUAUCAUUUGCUACUCUAGGAUGGGUCGCGUUAGCCGGCAGCGCACCAUUCCUCGCCGGGACCCAAAUACAGGGCCUUCUCAUACUCAACUACCCCGACUCGUAUACUUCCGAGAGCACACUAGGACUUCCAUUCUCCCGAGUCGUGUCCAAGGUCGAGCGGAAACGCGGGAUCCCCACUAGUGCCAUUAUCGUCACAACCUGUCUACUCGUUCUCCUUGGACUCAUCAACAUCGGCUCUACAACGGCUUUUAAUGCCAUCCUCUCUCUCGCAGUUGUGAGCCUUCAAGCUUCAUAUCUAUUCCCGAUCAUCCUUGUGCUGUGGUGCAGAAUCUUCUGUCCGGAGACUCUGGUAUGGGGGCCUUGGCGCCUCGGACCGGCCGGAGUGGCAGUUAAUGUGGCCGCCGUGUGCUAUCUGGUUUUCACAUGCGUAUUCCUCAUUCUUCCUCCUUUUCAACCCGUUACCGCCCUCAACAUGAACUACGCGCCAGUUGUUCUCGGUGCAGCUUUGCUAUUCGGUGCAGUUUAUUGGCUGUUACGGGCGAGGAAGAGGUAUAUUGGGCCUCUGACGGAGCUGCAUGUAAUGAAAGGCCGUGAUACUGUUUAA